CUCCCUGCAGCCAAUCGCGGCUUUGACAAGUUCAGCGAAGUUUCGGUUCCUCGUUCAGCGGAAGUAUCGCUGUCAACUCGCCGCUUUGAGAUGUUUGCGAUCCGGCCGGCUCAGGUGGAGCCCCGCGGUCACGGGCUCCGGGUGUGAGACGGCAGAGAUGUAUCGCCUGCGCUGUGGCGUCGCGCUGGCCUUCGUCCUCCUGUGUUACUUCUCGGACGUCGCGCGCGCGCUCGUGCAGGGCGGCGUGUGUGUCUUCUUGUGUCUCGCAACGCCGGGUUUAUUACGCAGCCUUAGACGCGAGAGCAGCACCCAGACGGACGAGGAGGCGAAGGAGGCGACGCACAAGGAAACUAAGACAGACUCGUCGGGCGACCUGCCUGACGGAGGAUCCACGGCGCCGGCCGAGCCACUGGGACCCAGUACCCAGUACCCACAUGUGAGGAAGUCUCUCCAGCAGGCGUUCGAGAGCGCCUACGCUCAGCUGCUGCUGCCCUGGUACCGCGUCCCCGAGCCCAGCGAGCGCCAGCCUCUGCACCGGGUGCUCAGCAGGGAGUCUGAUUUCGUGAUCGAGCGCGUAAUUGAGCGAGCCGGGCACUUUGAUGUGUACCAGGUGGUUGUGGGCUCCAUCCGCGUCUUGACCCAGCACUUGCAUAACGCCAAGCAGCCGACCAGGGAGCUGCCGCUCGGCUCCCGAGAGAAGGAGAUUGCAGUCCUCCGAGACUUCUCGGACGUUCUCGUGCGGAACCUUUUUUCCAGCUCCCUGUGGGGUCAAGGAGUCACCCGCUGCGUCCUGAGGGAGCUCUUGGCUGUAAAGGGCUUGGGCCUGUUGGUGACAUGGCUGUCGGACCCAGACACCCUGAACCAGCUGGUGGUGAGCCAGCUCGGCAGCGUGACCCCCAAGGGCUCGGCGGAGGAUCUGAGUGGAUCGGGCCGGGAGCGGGCGUCCCUGGUUCCGCCGGAGAGCAAGGGCGAUGGCGAGGGCAGCGAAGGGAGUUUGCAGGAAGAGACCCGGACCGAGAUCAAGGGCAAAAGCAGAGGUCAGAAGUUAAGGGAAAAAUUGUCAAAGUUGAAGGAAAAGAUCAGGAUCAAGAAGAAAAAGCCCAAAGCGCGGCAGGAAGGUCCGGAAUUGCUGACGACUGACUGCAUGUCUGAUGAGGAGGGCGUCCGCUUCAGAGAGGGCUCCGUUCACAGCCAGGAGGACUCUGACCGGGACAGCGAUCCGGAGAGCCACCUGGCCAGCCUGGAGGACAUGAUGGAGUUCAAGCUGUCGUACAAAAUGUGGUGCGUGGGCCAAUGGGCGGUCAGCAUCCCUCAUGCCGAGUGGGAGGACGAGGACCUGAUCCUCGGCGUCCACCUGGCGGAGACGGACAGCCCGGAGACGCUGCAGUGGAGCCUCAGGAAGAGCUACAUGGACGUGGUUCGUUUUCGCAACAGGCUGCAGAGACCUGUUGAGGACGAGCUUCAGGACGCCCGGCUCCCCGCACUCAUCGAGCUUGAGGAUUCGGAGGCCGACGACGAGGUCAAGGAAAGCGCCCGAGCGUCGGUGCAGCGCUUCCUGCAGGGAGUGGUCUCUGAUUCUGAGAUCUGCAACACUGAGGCGGUUUUCAAGUUUCUGUGUCCACUUAAAAUACUUCUGAAUGAGGAGGAGGACGGCGGGGGCGUGUGGGGGCUUCUCAGCGGCUUGGCCAACUUCCUGGCUCCAGGUCAGGAUGAGGAUGAGAAUUCUAGUCCUCGAACAGAAGCCCCACAGGAAAUCACAGGGCAAUCUCCACUCCCACCACCUCCAGCUCUGCCUUCAGAAAACCAUGAUGCCUCCGCUGAGAAGGGCAGCGACGGCGCAGGCGCUGCGCUUCCAGCCAUCACUGUCAGCCGCUGCGACCCUCCAUCAGUGUUUGAGGGAGAGGCUGGAAAGGCAGCAAAACCUGCUGUUGAGUCCGACUCUAAGAACAGCGAAAACUGCCCCCAAGAAAAACUGGAGGACGCUGAUAACUCCUUAACCAUAAACUCUGCAAUGCCCAAAGAGAGGUCUCUGUCGCAAGAGUCGCUGGUGUCGAGAAGCAGCAGCAACGAAGACCUGCUGGAAACGGACCACUUCCAAAAGAGAGCGGCUGGAAAGGAGCCGACGUUUAAAUUAAAUGCAAAGGAAAAUAAAAGGGAUAAGUGGAAGUUUGGUGGCGCGAACAAGGCUAAAGGCGAAGGCAAGGCAAAGGGGGAGGACUCUCCGCAUCAGAAGGCCCACGGCGGCGGCGAGCACCAGGAGGCCGCCAGAGCCGUGUUCGAUCUGCUGAAGGAAAUAUCCGGAAACUCCAUCGCCUUUAACUUAUUUGACGCCAUUUUGACGCCGUUCAUGCCCAUUGUGAAAAUGAAGGUGAACUCCUUUCUCAACAAGCUGAACCCCACGGAGCAGCAGGUGGCCGCCUACAUCGACCGUCUGCAGGGCGGAGCGGGGCCCGAGUCUCCGCCGGCGCCGGCGCCGCGCACCGACGGGGACAAGGACGAGACGAGGGCGCGCGCGCAGGGCCUCCUCGGCACCAAAUGUUUGGGCCUUCUGAUCCUGAAAAAGGCCGACGUGGAGACUGUUUUUAAGCUUUUUCAGAAGACGGAAGAAAACAAAACGCUGGUGUUUGUGGGAGCUCCUGUCGUUCCUGUUGGGAGAGCUGUUUCCUGGUGAUCGCUCUGUGACUGCAGCCCUGCAGCAAGUUAAGAAGUCCAGUUGAAUUGUAUUUUUAAUGUCCUUAUUCUGUCUUGACUUUUUUAAGAAUCUCACAAUAUUUAUUAACUGUCUUAAAACCCCUUAAAUGAUUUUGGCAUGAUUGCCUUCAUUCUUUAAACAUGUGAAUUUCGCCUUUUCUCGUUGUCCGUGUUCGUUUGUGGAUGAUGAAUAGUGACUUAUUUGUAUGUGGGAGCCAAUUUUAUGCGUUUUUGUUCGCACAUUCAGAAUUUAAAUAUCACUCCUCACUUUCAGAUACUGUUUCUAAAGUCAUUUGUCACUUUGAGCACGUGUUUAUGUAUGUCACAGCUGCCACUGUAACCACAUGAAUCUGUCAAAACAUGGGCAACGUGCCUGUGAAGCCGAACUUGAAAUAUUGGUCCUGUAAGAAACUUGAAUAUAUUCCAAAUGAAAUGUUUUAAUAAAGCUACACAUUUUUAUUUAUA
Molecule: messenger RNA, 3156 nt
Organism: Betta splendens (Siamese fighting fish)
Lineage: Eukaryota; Metazoa; Chordata; Actinopteri; Anabantiformes; Osphronemidae
Exons: 16
Coding region: 158-2671 (837 amino acids)
Cellular component (GO): intracellular membrane-bounded organelle; early endosome membrane
Molecular function (GO): phosphatidylinositol binding
Source: RefSeq, a predicted model, not a curated record